AUCUGCUAUUUGGUUUCGCUCUUAAAAAUACCGGCAAAAUGAGGAAGUCCGUGCUUGCGAGUGUGUUGGUUUUCUUUCUUUAUGUGCAUAACACAAAUGGCCUGUACUUUCACAUAGCUGAAACGGAACGAAAAUGUUUCAUCGAGGAAAUUCCCGACGAAACAAUGAUAACUGGAAAGUACAAGACACAGCUGUUUGACCCGCGGACAGGUGGCUUUAUGCAGACAAACCAGGGCAUCGGGAUGCACGUGGAUGUGCGUGACCCCGAGGACAAGCCGAUCCUCUCGAAGGUGUACUCAGCCGAGGGCACCUUCACGUUCACCUCGCACACGCCCGGCGAACACGUCAUCUGCCUCUACUCCAACAGCACCAAGUGGUUCGCUGGCUCGCUGCUGCGGGUGCACCUGGAUAUCUCGGUCGGCGACCAGGCGGUGGACUACGCCAACGUGGCCAAGCGGGAGAAGCUGACUGAGCUGCAGCUGCGCGUCCGCCAGCUGCUGGACCAGGUGGAGCAGAUCAGCAAGGAGCAGAACUACCAGCGCUACCGCGAGGAGCGCUUCCGCACCACCAGCGAGUCGACCAACGGGCGCGUGCUCUGGUGGUCGCUGGCGCAGACCUGCGUGCUGCUCGCCAUGGGCUACUGGCAGAUGCGCCACCUCAAGUCGUUCUUCGAGGCCAAAAAGCUGGUGUAGGCCGGCCGGCCGCGCGGAACGCUCGUGAUAGUGGGGCGCGUGCGCGCGCUCACUCGCGCCACCGCCUCGCCGCCGGUCGCGGCGGCCAGAAGGAACAAACGGCGCGGGACUCGCGCCGCAGGGACGCAGAGGCGCACCGCCAGGCGGCGCUGCAGUCGUGUGACCCGGGACCGGCGGCCGGCCGUGCGGCCCGCGCGCAGCUGAUGCCAUCUGCAGUGCCGAACUGCAGUGCCCGCGUCCGGCCAGCUCCGGUAUGGUUGCUUCGGGUGUGAAUAGCCAAUGGCCAUGGUGAACGGGACAGCUGCGUUUGACGUUGAGCUGGCUGAGAGCCGCGUGGUUGAGUUGUCUCUUUCUGGUGGGUGGUUGCGUUUUCUUGCGUGCUUUCUCCUGGAAAAGUUGCGGAAAUGUGAGCUUACGGCGCUGUCAGCAUCGCUACGUUCGGAAAGCGGCCCGUUCACUUUGUUUGAAAUUUGUGAGCACGCUCCUCUCGAGUCAGCACACUGUCUGUCUGCUGUGCGUGACUACCAUUCGUCAGCUCCCCGUUGCCCUUCGGGUUGUGGCCGUGGAGACGGGCAUGCCGAUUUACGUUUUGCUUGGCUGGCUGGGGUCGCUUGCCAGGCGUUCAGUGCUGGUGAGGUGCCGUUACAAUGAGAAAUGCACUACGUGGUGUUCAGCACUUUUACAUAAUAUAUCGACUCGAAUUCGGAAUCAUC
This is a messenger RNA of Pollicipes pollicipes, 1405 nucleotides long. RefSeq names its product transmembrane p24 trafficking protein eclair (gene eca). Lineage: Eukaryota; Metazoa; Arthropoda; Thecostraca; Pollicipedomorpha; Pollicipedidae. The coding region runs from base 39 to 692 and encodes 217 amino acids. The record is from RefSeq and is a predicted model, not a curated record. The transcript has 5 exons.